GGGUUUUUUUACACUCGGGUCACGGUGGUGUUGUGUAUAUCUUCUCAGUCAGACGCUGAAUUUAGCUUUUGAAAAGUUAGAGACCAAGUCCAUUGCAGGGACAAAGAGGCAACUGCUAAAUUAUAACUCACAUUCAGCAUAAUGGAAUCAAAGAAAACAACACUUAAGUGGCUCCUCCCAUCAGUCAGUCACACGGUGGUUAUUCUCAUUGUCAUCCUGCCAGCUUUCUGCAGCGCAAAUGUAGUGAACUGCUCCCAGUCGGACCAGCCGGGCCUCCUGGUGGCUCUGUCCCCUGCCUUCAACCUUAGAGCCAUUCGGCCCGUAGAAAACCAACAAACCUACACCAACGUCAGCAUUUACUUCACUCUCUAUGGGAUUUUAGGAGUGGAUGAAAAGUCUCAACUCCUGGUCACUUAUAUUUGGCUCGUCUAUUGGUGGAAGAAUGACUUCAUCAGUUGGGACCCAGACCAGUGUGGCUCAGACAGGAUUGCUCUACCAAAGGAAAAGUUUUGGGUUCCAGAUAUUGUGAUAAAUGAAUUCAUGGAGGAAAACAAAGCACCAUCCGUCCCAUACGUGUACCUCUUUAACGACGGUAAAGUGAGGAACGGAUUUCCUGUCAGAGUUGUGAGCUCCUGUAACCUCAACAUCUACACCUUCCCGUUUGACACACAGAAGUGCUCCCUGACUUUCAACUCCUACAUCUACUACGCUAUUGAGGUCAGGGUUUUCCUCGGACGAGACCCAGAGGCGAUCACCAAUCUGUCCAAGCAAGUGAUGACCACCAUGGGUGAAUGGGAGCUGCUGGACAUUACUGCCCAAAAACUUGUCAAUGAUGAAGAGUCUGUUCUUUAUGUCGACAAGCUUACAUUCUAUAUCCGGUUGCGGCGCCGUGCAACCAAGUAUGUGGUGAAUCUGCUGCUCCCCAGCUGCUUCCUCAUCGCAGUGGAUCUCUUGAGCUUCCUCCUGCCUCCUCAGAGCACCGACAGAUCCUCCUUUAAGAUGACCCUCAUCCUGGGUUACACGGUCUUCCUGCUCAUGAUGAGUGACCUGCUUCCAGUCACUGGAAACACCAUACCGCUAAUAAAUGUGUUCUUCUCUCUCUGUCUGGGUUUAAUGGUGGCCAGUCUUCUGGAGACCAUCUUCAUCACCAACCUAUUGAGCAACUCCUCUAAACUGUCCCCCGUCCCUCGAUGGAUUCGGAUGCUUAUUCUGAAUUUUUUUGGCUGUCUUGUUUGCAUGCCCCGAAAGGCUAAGAAAUCAAAGAAUUCAGGACAACAGAAUGCUGUGGUGCUCAAAUGUGGAUCCAAUGAGGGGCCUUCAGGGACAGCAGGAUCAGCUGAUCAGGAUGAGGCCCUUCAGGAGCUGAGGAGCCUGAACAACGUUUUGAUGGCCAUCCGCUCUGAGGUGGAGCAGCAGCACAAUGGCAGCCAGAGCUCAGAGGAGUGGAUGCAGUGCUGCCCGCUGAAAGUCAAGCCUUCUCAGCAGCUAUUCUUCCUCAUCUCUCUGCUGACACUUGCUCCAUUCAGCUCAGCUGUUCUGAACUGCUCUCAGCCAACUCCAGCCUCACUGCUCAGGUCCCUUGAGCCGGUGUUUGAACUGAAAUCUCUUCGACCUGUGAUAAAUAUCUCAGUCCCGACCCGAGUUGGAAUUCAAUUUACCCUCUUUGGCAUUUUGGGAGUGGAUGAGAAGAGCCAGGUUCUAACAACUUUCAUAUGGGAAACUCUAGAGUGGAAAAACGAAUUUACGUCGUGGGACCCAGUGGAGUGUGGUCUUGAAUGGAUUGCAAUUGCAAGAGACCUGCUCUGGGUACCAGAUAUCGUCAUCAACGAGUUCAUGGAGAAGAACUCAGCUCCAGAAGUCCCAUACACCUACCUGCGCUAUGAUGGUCUGGUAUACGAUGCAAAGCCCGUCCGAGUCGUUAGCUCCUGCAGUCUCAACAUCUAUCUGUUUCCCUUUGAUGUUCAAAACUGCACUUUCACCUUCAACUCCUACAUACACCGCAGCAGUGCUAUACAACUGGAACUUCUAGGCACAUAUGAGCAAAUCUUUCAGGCGUCCAAAGAAGAAAUGGCAACACAGGGCGAAUGGCAGCUCGUGGGAAUAAAAUCAGAAAGAGUAGUAAUACCAACCUUGGAGGGGUACAGUUAUGACGAGCUUCGCUUCUUUGUUGCUGUGAAGCGCCACUCUACCAUGUAUGUGGUGAACCUUCUGAUCCCCAGCUGUUUCCUCAUUACUGUGGAUCUCUUCAGCUUCAUGUUGCCUGUUCAAAACGUUGACCGGUCCUUGUUCAAGAUGACUCUGGUUCUGGGCUACACUGUCUUCCUGCUCAGCACCAAUGACCUGCUUCCUAUCACUGGAAACACCAUACCUCUUAUCAAUGUGUUUCUGUCUCUCUGCCUGACCCUGAUGGUUACAAGUCUCAUGGAGACCAUCUUCAUCACCAAUCUUCAGCGGGGCUCGGCUCACUACACUCCACCUCCUCGCUGGAUCAAGGGGUUUAUUCUUAACUUCCUGGGACGUUUUGCAGGGAUUCCACCCAAGCCUGAACCUGAAAAAGAUCUGGUGAUAAAGAAUCCUGAUGCACAAGAAAAUUUCUCUCCAGUGUCAAAAGAGAAUGACACCAUUGAGAGAAAGGGGACGCAAAAGGAGCAUGAGACCCUGCAGGUUCUGAAGAACCUGAGCAGGGAUCUCCAGGCCAUCCACCAUCAUGUGAUUCUACAGCUGAAGGGAAGUCCGAGCUCAGAGGAGUGGAUCCAGAUUGGCCUGGUCAUCGACCGUCUGCUCUUCAUCUUCUACAUCUUCUUCAUCACAGUCAGCUUUAUUUCUAUCAUCAUUAUCUGGGUCACCUCAUAUAACUCAGUAUAACUUUGACUUUAAAUUGCAGCAAAUUUAUGAAAUAUAUCAUUUUCUUUAACGCCUUUGGUGUUUUUUGCUUCAGAAGUCAAUCAACUUUUUUUAGAGCAAACAAACUCAUUUAGUUGCACAAUCCAUCAACCAGCCUCUCCUUCUCCAGACUUGAAAUUCUUUAUAUUUUUGGUCAAUCUUUUCACCUAUGCUAGAUUUUAAAGUGUUGUU
This is a messenger RNA of Cyprinodon tularosa, 3075 nucleotides long. RefSeq names its product 5-hydroxytryptamine receptor 3A-like. NCBI's taxonomy places the organism in Eukaryota, Metazoa, Chordata, Actinopteri, Cyprinodontiformes, Cyprinodontidae. Gene Ontology annotation, cellular component: synapse; postsynaptic membrane; neuron projection. The transcript has 20 exons. Gene Ontology annotation, molecular function: transmembrane signaling receptor activity; neurotransmitter receptor activity; extracellular ligand-gated monoatomic ion channel activity. Gene Ontology annotation, biological process: signal transduction; monoatomic ion transmembrane transport; chemical synaptic transmission. The coding region runs from base 142 to 2865 and encodes 907 amino acids. The record is from RefSeq and is a predicted model, not a curated record.